Molecule: messenger RNA, 432 nt
Organism: Paramuricea clavata
Lineage: Eukaryota; Metazoa; Cnidaria; Anthozoa; Malacalcyonacea; Plexauridae
Source: the annotation of a GenBank genome assembly
AUGGCUUGGAGUCCUGCCCAACGUCAACGAAUCUUGGUUGAACGUGAUAUUCUGAGCGUUUACUUCCCUGAUAGAGUGACAUGGCUUCAUGGACAAACGAAAGUUGAAAUCAGAAUGACAACAAACAAUGAUAACGAAUAUUGUCUUCGAGUUUACUUGCCAGAGGAUUUCCCAAACAGCGUUCCCGAUAUGGUAGUAAAGCAAUCCCCACAGCCAAUGCCAAACUGGGAAAAUAAUGGUCAAACACACACAUUAACACGUCGUGAUGGUUUCCUAAGGAUUUGUCAUUAUCGUGCAUCUCGUUGGAGCAGUGAUAAUACAUUAUAUCAAGUUUUUAUGAAAGGACGGUUGUGGUUGGAAGCUUAUGAGGCACAUCUUAGGACAUCCCAACCUCUAGAUGACUUUCUAGGAGAUAUGCAGAUUAAUCAGUAG